Lagopus leucura (white-tailed ptarmigan) is the source of this 1531-nucleotide messenger RNA. RefSeq names its product sphingomyelin phosphodiesterase acid like 3B (gene SMPDL3B). The coding region runs from base 25 to 1389 and encodes 454 amino acids. Gene Ontology annotation, biological process: sphingomyelin catabolic process. The record is from RefSeq and is a predicted model, not a curated record. The transcript has 7 exons. Gene Ontology annotation, molecular function: sphingomyelin phosphodiesterase activity. NCBI's taxonomy places the organism in Eukaryota, Metazoa, Chordata, Aves, Galliformes, Phasianidae.
GGCGCUGAGACGCGGGAGGCCGGGAUGCGGGCGAUCGCGCUGCUUCUGCUGCUGUGCCCGCCGGGCCUGGCGGGGCGCUUCUGGCACCUCACAGACCUGCACUGGGACCCCGGCUACGAGGCGGCGAUGGCGGCCGGGGAGCGCUGUCCGUCGGGCGGCUCCGAGGCUUCGCCGGGCGGGGGGCUGUGGGGCAGCUACCUGUGCGAUGCGCCGUGGGGUUUGCUGAGCUCCGCCGUGUUCGCCAUGCGCCGCCUGCUGCCGCAGCCCGACUUCGUGCUCUGGACCGGGGAUGAUACUCCUCAUGUUCCCGAUGAGCAGCUUGGAGAAGAAAAGGUUCUGCACAUCAUUGAAAACCUGACCUCUCUGAUAAAACAGGUAUUUCCAGAUACUAAAGUCUAUGCAGCAGUGGGUAAUCAUGACUUCCACCCCAAGAAUCAGCUUCCAGGGAAGGAGAACAGGAUCUACAACCAAACAGCAGAACUGUGGCAUUCCUGGUUGAAUGAAACUUCCAUUCCUCUGUUCAGAGCAGGAGCUUUCUACAGUGAGAAGCUGCCCAGCUCAGAUAGCAGGGGGCGAAUGAUUGUUCUCAAUACCAAUCUGUACUAUGACCAGAACAACCAGACUGCUGGUGAGGAAGAUCCCGGAGGGCAAUUCCAGUGGCUGGAGGAAACACUGACCAAUGCCUCUAAAGCAGAAGAAAUGGUCUAUAUUGUGGGUCACAUCCCUCCGGGCUUCUUUGAGAAGAAACGAGGCAAGCCGUGGUUCCGCAGGGAUUUCAAUGAGCGAUACUUGAAAAUUGUGCAGAAGCACCACAGAGUGAUUGCUGCCCAGUUCUUUGGACACCAUCACACAGACAGCUUCCGCAUGUUUUACAGCGAUUCAGGUUCCCCAAUCAACGUCAUGUUCCUGGCCCCCGGAGUGACCCCCUGGAAAACAACAUUACCUGGAGUGAACAAUGGAGCCAACAACCCUGGGAUCCGAGUGAUCGAUUACGAUGCAGACACCCUUCAGGUGCAGGAUGUGGUGACUUACUACCUGAACUUAACUCACGCCAAUCUGAUGGCCCCAGCAUGGGAGGAGGAAUACCGGCUGACGAGCGCCUUUCAGGUGCCUGAUGGCUCCACACAGUCCAUGCAGACCGUGUUGGAAAAGAUAUCCAAGGAUGCAAAGUAUCUGCAGCAAUAUUAUGAGUUCAACUCUGUCAAAUACGACCUUACCCUGUGUGGGGAGACCUGCCGAGUCGACCACGUUUGUGCCAUCAGGGAAAUUGAUUUUACCAGAUACGAGGAGUGCCUUAAAGCCAGCAGCUCUGCUUCUGCCAUCGUCAGUGUUUGCCUUUUAUUGCUCUCUUUGCUCUUAGGGAUCUUUGAUCCCCUGCAAACACUGUAACGACUGAGAGCACGAGUGAAGAGAGGACAGCUUCACAGUGCACGGGAAUUGGCAGUCAUGAAUGCUUUUGGAAUUGGGGACUUAUUUGAAAACCAAGAAAUAAUCAGUGCUUUGUAGUAAAAGCUCUAUGAUGUUGAUUUGA